Messenger RNA from Drosophila kikkawai, 2422 nucleotides. RefSeq names its product Dopamine 1-like receptor 1 (gene Dop1R1). The record is from RefSeq and is a predicted model, not a curated record. Gene Ontology annotation, biological process: G protein-coupled receptor signaling pathway. Lineage: Eukaryota; Metazoa; Arthropoda; Insecta; Diptera; Drosophilidae. Gene Ontology annotation, molecular function: G protein-coupled receptor activity. Gene Ontology annotation, cellular component: plasma membrane.
UUCAUUCAGAUUUUAUUCAAAAUAGAAAUUUCUUUUCACUGUAAAAGAGCUAGCAUUCAGAGUCGCGAGGAAAACGCUUGCACUGAACAAACAGCAGGCGUUUAAAAUCGCGCAGAAACAGCAUGCGCCUAAAGUCGCACAGAAAACGCUCGCUAGUUGCUGCAGAAACGCGUUAGUGGAACAACAGGUGCUUGCCGCUCAUUCUGGCUCUCUGGCGCUCUCCGAGAUGCGCGGCGCAGGUAUUCCGCCUGGUAUACUCCGCAUCCUGUUGAAUAGAUGCUCGGCUCCGGCUUUGGCUACGGCUCCGGGUCCGGCUUGCUUGACGAAUGGUUUGCGGACCGACGGCACUCGUGCGUAUCGGGACAGUCGACGUUCAGCCUUCAGUUCGCACGGUUCGGCAACGGCGGCAGCCACUGGGCAACUCUUAGAGCCAGAAACCAACAGUUAGUCACGGGCUUGGAGCCCACCCGAUGAUAACCCAGUCCGAGAGUGUCCGGUGUGCCGAUCGAGAGUUCUCGCCAAGAACGGACGACCGUGCGUCCAUGCGUGAGUGCGUCGUGAGUGAGUGAGCCGAGUGCGAAACGGAUACGAAAAACCAGAAAGAAUCCAAAGUGAAGUAACCAGUGACUUGGCCAGUUUGAUGGCUGGACAUGACUUUGGCUCGGGAGGAAGCGAGUCGUCCUCGAGUCCUAGGGAGGCACUCCCCCAGUCUAUUAGCGGAAUGCUAAUUCUUCGUCGCUGAGAAUCGCACACACAUCGCACAGGCAGCACAGUCCAACGGGCAACGAGACCCAUCCCAGCACCCAGCACCUCCUCUAGUCCAGGAAACCCCAACCCAACCCAACCCAUUCCACUGCACCCAUUCCCAUUCCUAAUGACGAACGCAAUGAGGGCGAUAGCUGCCCUCGCCCUAACCGCCGCCAGUGCGGGAGUGGUUUCCGUGGUGGCCAGUCCGCUCCUCGGCGACAGCAACUCCUCCAGCCCCACCACUCCCAGCAGUAGCAGCAGCAACAGCAUCAUCAUAGGGAUCGGCAGCAGGAACGGGUCAAACGAUGGAAGCCACCGCAAUGGCGGCAACAGUAGCAGCCUCUUCUCUGUGCCCUCCAAUGCCACGCUGCUGGACGCCGAUCACCUGCCGCUGCAGCUGACCACCGCCAAAGUGGACAACCUGGACAUUGAAAUCGACAUCCAACUGCUGACGAAUGGCUAUGAUGGCACAACGCUGACAUCGUUCUACAAUGAGAGCAGCUGGACAAACGCCUCUGAAAUGGAUACAAUAGUUGGUGAGGAACCGGAGCCGCUGUCACUUGUGUCAAUUGUAGUUGUUGGCAUCUUCCUCUCGGUGCUGAUAUUCCUCUCGGUGGCCGGCAACAUCCUCGUCUGCCUGGCCAUCUACACGGAGCGGAGCCUGCGACGCAUCGGCAACCUCUUCCUGGCCUCCCUGGCCAUAGCGGAUCUCUUUGUGGCCUCGCUGGUGAUGACCUUUGCCGGAGUCAACGAUUUGCUGGGAUAUUGGAUCUUCGGAGCGCAAUUUUGUGAUACUUGGGUGGCCUUUGAUGUCAUGUGCUCGACGGCGUCGAUACUCAACCUGUGCGCCAUCUCGAUGGACCGCUACAUACACAUCAAGGAUCCGCUCAGAUAUGGCCGAUGGGUGACGCGACGCGUGGCCGUCAUCACCAUCGCGGCAAUUUGGCUGCUGGCCGCCUUCGUCUCCUUCGUGCCCAUCUCUUUGGGCAUCCAUCGGCCGGACCAGCCGCUGAUCUUCGAGGACAACGGCAAGAAGUAUCCAACGUGCGCCCUGGACCUGACGCCCACCUAUGCCGUGGUGUCCAGCUGCAUCAGCUUCUACUUUCCCUGCGUGGUCAUGAUUGGCAUCUACUGUCGGCUUUACUGCUAUGCCCAGAAGCAUGUCAAGUCCAUCAAGGCGGUGACCCGGCCCGGCGAGGUGGCCGAGAAGCAGCGCUACAAGAGCAUCCGUCGACCCAAGAACACUCCCAAGAAGUUCAAGGUCAGGAAUCUGCAUCAUAGUUCGCCAUAUCAUGUGUCCGAUCACAAGGCCGCUGUGACGGUGGGCGUCAUCAUGGGCGUGUUCCUCAUCUGCUGGGUGCCCUUCUUCUGCGUCAACAUAACGGCCGCCUUCUGCAAGACCUGCAUUGGGGGACAGACCUUCAAGAUCCUCACCUGGCUGGGCUACUCGAACUCGGCCUUCAAUCCGAUCAUCUACUCGAUCUUCAACAAGGAGUUCCGUGACGCCUUCAAACGCAUCCUGACCAUGCGCAAUCCCUGGUGCUGCGCCCAGGACGUGGGCAAUAUUCAUCCGCGGAACAGCGACCGUUUCAUCACGGAUUAUGCCGCCAAGAAUGUGGUGGUGAUGAACUCGGGUCGCUCCAGCGCAGAACUGGAACAGGUGUCCGCAAUUUGA